Sebastes umbrosus (honeycomb rockfish) is the source of this 4947-nucleotide messenger RNA. RefSeq names its product T-box transcription factor 5b (gene tbx5b). The coding region runs from base 1761 to 3338 and encodes 525 amino acids. The transcript has 9 exons. NCBI's taxonomy places the organism in Eukaryota, Metazoa, Chordata, Actinopteri, Perciformes, Sebastidae. Gene Ontology annotation, molecular function: DNA-binding transcription factor activity, RNA polymerase II-specific; RNA polymerase II cis-regulatory region sequence-specific DNA binding. The record is from RefSeq and is a predicted model, not a curated record. Gene Ontology annotation, biological process: pattern specification process; cell fate specification; positive regulation of DNA-templated transcription. Gene Ontology annotation, cellular component: nucleus.
GAGAUAAAGUCAACACCACAGACAUUUAGUAGCCUAAAUGAAAUUCAAAUGAACCGGAGAAUGGUUAGAUGAUGGUUAAAUCUGUCCACAGACACUCUGAAUGAUGAGCAGACUGUGGUCAGGCUGAAUGGAGUGGAGGCGUAACGCGAGGACAUUGCGGUAUAAAUCGGUAGAGAUGGGUAAUAAGAGAGAGAUCCAACAUGUUGACCUCACAGUGACCCCUUCAACUUUCAACUGUGGAUGCCUCCGGUUAUCAGGAUCUACAGUAAUCCAAUCAAAAUGUUGCGCGCUCGUGUCAACCCUCUGUUUGUUGCUGCUGAUUUAGGCCUCUUGUGUCUAUAAUCUACUAUGAGAUGAUGAUAUGUGCGUGGCUGUGAGAUUAGACCUGUGGGUUUGUAGGCUAUCAUUUCAGGAAAUGCACAAACCAAAUCAUCACAUUUGGGUUUUGUAAGAAAUAAGGUGUUGCAGUUGUGCUAAUCAACAAUAUAGCAAUAGAGCUAUUUUAGUACCCUGCAGCCCCUAAAUCCCGUCAUUCAUUAGGCCUAUCAGACAUUUUCUUUUAGAUUGGCGACCAAAAAAUGUUGGUAAAAAAAAAAAAAAAGCCUUCUGCGUUUCAUUUGCAUCCUAAUGUGGUUUAAUAAUCAUCUUCAUCAUUAGUUUUGUUUAUUAAAUAUAUUUAUAUUUCACAUCAGAAGGUUUAAUUCAAGCAAGAGAAAAAUAUUCUCACUUUUUUUACUUCAACAAUAACAAGUUUAUCUGAUCAAUCAGGACAUUUAGAUGGAUAUCCAUUUUUUUUUAUUACUAUUUUUUAUUUUCAGGUAGAAAGGGAGUCAAACAGAGGUGUGUGUGUGUGUGUGUGUGUGUGUGUGUGUGCGUAUGUUUGUGUGAUGUAAAAUCAAAUGAGAAGGCUGUAGUAGGCUAUAAAGGAUGUAUUCUCCCAGUGACGAAUAGACAUUAACAAUAAACAAACAAACAUUAACAAGUUUAUCUGAUCAAUCAGGACAGUUAGAUAGAUAUCCAUUUUUUAAUUUUUUAUUUUAUUUAGGCUAUAAAGGAUGUAUUCUCACAGUGACGAAUAGACAUUGUGUGAAUUAAUUAAUUAAUUAAUAAAAAUGCUUUUUAAAAAAUGGUGCGCGUGCGUGUAUGCCCGCGUGCGUGUGCGCGUUUGCGUAAGUGUGUGUGUAUGUAUGUGUGUGAUUGGCCAAUGUCACAGCUGUGAUUUGGGCUGCAGAUACCGAUGCACCGUGCAGACCUAUGGGAGCGUAGAGAAGGCAGAAGUGGGAGGGCAGACUGGACUUGACUCCAUUUGUAAUGAAGGAUGUGCUGAGCUGAGUUCAGGUUCAGAUCAGGGCUGCUGCUGCUGCUGCUGCUGCUGCUGGGUCCGCGAGGGCAACCACAGAGAGAGGAGCGAGACAGAUGAGGAGGAAUUUACAUCCGUUUUGAGCGCAUAUCGCAGCCUUUGCAGAGCCUUUGCAUGGUCCUGUAUUCGGACUGAGCAGCACGGAGGAGACGCACAUCAGAGAAAGAGAGAAACAACCCGAUGGUAUUUCAGAGCUGCACAUGGAACAUGGAGGAUUUUUGAGAAAACUGGCACGGCAAUAUUUGGACCGUUGGAUUGUUAAAAAAUAAUUCAGUGGAAAUCAAAGCAAGCUAGAAAAAAAAAAAAAAAAAAAAAGCACGAGCAGGCUGCAGAGCGCGCAGGAGCAGGAUGAGCGUGUUUUGUGCAGGGAGAGCAGCAGAGCAGUGCGUCUGAGUGGGACAUGGCAAACGGAGGAGACCAGUUCGGCCUUGCAGAGCGUCCAGACUCUGACUGCAUGGAUUCACCAAAAGAGAGCAAAGAGAGAGAAAAUCCCAGCUACACCUUAAACUCACCAGCUUCACCACAGACACCAUCCAGCCAGCAGGGGAUGGAAGGAAUCAAAGUUUUCCUCCACGACAGAGAACUUUGGACAAAGUUUGAUGAAGUGGGAACUGAAAUGAUCAUCACCAAGGCUGGAAGGAGGAUGUUCCCCAGUUACAAGGUGAAAGUCACAGGACUCAACCCAAAAACCAAGUACAUACUCCUGAUGGACAUUGUGCCCGCCGACGACCACCGCUACAAAUUUUCAGACAACAAAUGGUCGAUAACUGGAAAGGCAGAGCCGGCCAUGCCGGGCAGGCUCUACGUUCAUCCGGACUCUCCUGCCACCGGAUCGCACUGGAGCCGCCAGCUCGUCUCCUUCCAGAAGCUCAAACUCACCAACAACCACCUGGACCCCUUUGGACAUAUAAUACUCAACUCCAUGCACAAAUACCAGCCUCGCCUCCAUAUUGUCAAGGCGGACGAGAACAACGGCUUCGGCUCAAAAAACACGGCUUUCUGCACCCACGUCUUCUCUGAGUCUGCCUUCAUCGCUGUGACGUCCUACCAGAACCACAAGAUUACACAGCUGAAGAUAGAGAAUAACCCUUUUGCUAAGGGCUUCAGAGGCAGCGAUGACAAUGAGCUGCACCGCAUGGCCAAGCUACAAGGUAAAGACUACCCUGUGGUCCCUCGCAGUACUGUCCGUCAGAGAGCCUGCUCCACCGGGAGUCCCUUCAGUGGGGAGGGUCGGGGUCUGCGGGGUUCCCCCGAAGCGGUCGGCUCCCCCUACAGCUGUGAGAACGGCCUGAGCAGCAGCAGUCCCCAGGAGCUGCUGAGGGCUCCCCCUGCACACUACGCCCUGCCUCAUCCUCACCUGCAGCACGGCCAACAGCCGCAGGUUUACCACGGCACCAAGAGGAAAGUGGAGGAGAACUGCUCUCCGGGAAACCGCCAGCACCCGUACAAGAAACCCUUCACCGGUAGCUCUCCGAGUGAGGGCGAGUCUUACUAUCACCCCUCCUCCUAUCCUCCUCCUCCACCCGGUCUGUCCAACAACCCUCUCACUGACUCCCCCUACAGCUCUGACAUGGGACAGCGUCAGGCGUGCAUGUUUGCCGGCUCCGAGUCCAGACUGGAUGAACUCAACUGUGCAUCCUGGUCAUACACCUGCCCGCUCCCCUCUGCCAUGACCCCGAUGGAACCCUACCCACCUUACACCCCUCAUCCCCCCUACAGCUCCAGCCCUCAGGGCUCCCGACUCAGCGCUAUAGCCCACCAGAGCUCUCCGCCGCUGGGAGAACCCAUCGCCCACGACCCCUUUCAGAGCUCUGGACCGCCAUCUCAGAGCUCCCAAAACAUUCACAGCAGGCAGCUCAGCCCUCCUCUCAGAGAGUAUCCUCGCUACACGCCCAACCUGUCUCCUCCUCUCUACCACACGCUAGAGACGCACACACACAUCAGGUCUGGCGUCCCAGAAUGGAGUGCAGCCUCCUAACUGAACCAGAGGACACACCCGAAAAGACUGAUCAGUGGACAGAGAUUCCUCGUCUCAAAUUCAGUGACCCUUCUUUCUGCUCUUUGGAAAGAUGCUGCGCCAUAUACAGACUAAUAUUACCUUUGUAAAAUAAUUGUGAAAAAUGUGAUUUUGUGCUGCGUGAAGAGGUCUCAUCUGUUCGUCAUGUUUCUCCCCCGUGCUGGAUGGAGCAGUGGAUCGUUAAAGACUUUAUCCAUGAUGCUUCAGACGUUAAAAAAAAAAUAAUCUGAGCAGCACAAAGUUGUAUUUUAUUGUCUUUCCACAACCCAAAGCCUGGUGUCAUCCUAAUGUUUGCACUGUGAGCCCUGUUAAGGCCGGACCGUGAGCAGCACUAGGCUGUUUCCUCUAAAUGACUCCCUCUCUCUCUCCAUUGUGAAGGAUGUAAAUUGUGACCCACUGUCAGACAGGCAGUAGCAUUUACUGACCAAAAUAAUCUCAGCUCUCACAGCAGAGCCUGAGGGAGACAUUGUUUCUCUUUAGUGGAGCAAAGCACAGCUCCAUGCUCAGUCUCAGUGAAGGAGAAAAGGCAUGAGUUGUCCGUGUGUGUGUGUGAGUGUGUGUGUGUGUUUGUAUGUAAAGCCUUUGUCAGCUCAGCUCAACGAUGCUAUGAGUUAAUUUCCAAUGAGACAGGCAGCAGUAGCUGCAGGCGCUGCACCAUAGAAAUAAACAGUUUGUUUAGACCACGCUACAGGCUGAAGGACCUGUAAACACUGCUUCCAUUGCAUUCUGGGUAAAUGCACAACUCAGCGUCACGCAUCUGUCACCACUGUCCUCUCAGUCACCCCCAGCUGACCAAUCAGCUCUCUCCGUUUCUCUGAGAGCCAGCCAACGAACAUGCGGCUCUCUGUUAUCCCCGUCUGACCACUCAGAGUUGGAGCGCAGCAUGUUUCAUGUGUGCGUGUGUGUUUUGGCCCAUUUUUGUUUGUUUUUGAAUUAUUCAUGAGUCCAGCGUUGAUCCUUGACGUGUCACGAUUGCUCAGCAAACAUAAAGAAUCACAGUGCUGUAAAUGUGAUAAUGUUGAUGCACCAACUCUUUUUAGUCUCUUUAUUUUGAGUCUAAAUGUCAUGUCCAUACAGCAUUUCUCCAUUAAUCACUUUGACAAGAUUGGGUUAUACAUUUCCCUGUGAAGAAACGUGUGGCGCUCGCAGUGCAAGCUGAGAUUUGGGUUCGUUUUUGUGUAAUGAAGCAGUUUUGAUAUUUCUGCCCAGGUGUUUUACAUGCAGUAACAUGUGAGAUGGUGCUCUAACAUUACAAACCAUCAGUAUGCAGAGAGCACAUCCUCAUCAUUGAUAUGUUUGUGUGUGCAUGUGAGUAUGUGUGUGUGUGUGUGUAUGUGUGUGUUACAAUGAGAUUUUUUAUAGCCUUGUUCCUGCUAAUAGUAUUUAUUACUCUAGAUUUGUAAAGAUUAGUUUGUUGUUAACUUGUGAAACAAGACGGUGUUGUUCAGAGAUAUUUGAAGGUUUGUUUCUGGUUUCACCCUCCAUCUCCAAGUGAUGAUAAAUAUAGUUGUGAUAAACAAACAAACUCUUUUCUGUUCUAUGGAAAUAAAAACAGAUUUAUAUACAGAAA